AUGGCCGAAGACAACUCUUCAGACGUUCUUUCCACAGAGAAGCUAUCAAAAAAUUAUAGGCGCAGCCGCACAAGAUUCACAGAAGAGCAACUGAAAAUCCUCAUCAAUGCCUUCGACCAAAAACCGUACCCCAGCUAUGCUACCAAACAAAAACUUGCUUCUGAAAUCAACACUGAAGAGUCAAGAAUCCAGGUUUGGUUUCAGAAUCGAAGAGCACGAUAUCGAUUCCAGAAAACACCAGAGAUUAAGGAAGCUUUAGAAUCAAGCGGAGGCCAUGGAGAAGACUACCCAUCCCCUCUAGAUCUUUCUACUGUACAAAGAGAAUCCAGACGGUGUCGUACCAACUACAGCUCCUCUCAACUGCACACCCUCAUCAAGGCAUUUAUGAGCAACCCUUACCCAGGAUUUGAUUCCAGAGAACAACUUGCCAAAGAAACUGGGGUUCCUGAGUCAAGAAUCCAAAUUUGGUUUCAAAACCGGAGAAAUAGAUUCAAUAUCCAGAGAAAAAGGAAAUCUAAUGAGCUCUUAGAACAAGACCCGGGGGAAGAACACUGA
Lepus europaeus (European hare) is the source of this 555-nucleotide messenger RNA. RefSeq names its product double homeobox A (gene DUXA). Lineage: Eukaryota; Metazoa; Chordata; Mammalia; Lagomorpha; Leporidae. The record is from RefSeq and is a predicted model, not a curated record. The transcript has 5 exons. Bases 1 to 555 code for a protein of 184 amino acids. Gene Ontology annotation, molecular function: DNA binding.